AUGCAGCAGGACAGCGCUUUCUUUAAAUUUGAGAAGAACUCCAGUACGUAUUUGAACAACACCUUUAAAAGUUUUAAAAAUAAUUUCAAUAAAAGAAUGAUAUAUCUCUCGAACAAAAAAUUUAUAACUAGAAAAACAAAAAUAAAUAAAACUGCAAAGUUCAACUAUAAAUCUACUCGAUUCAAGAAUUUUAUGAGACCAAAGAGUUGUAGUACACUACCAAGUGCACAUUUCCACAACAAACGAUUACCUUUGAAACAAUCCAAAAUACACCCGUGGAAAUUUAAAAAGAAAAUGAAAUGGAGCGCGCAGUUCACAUAUCGUUACAAUUCACACACGCCCCACGCCAACAGAAUACUUUCUAGGAUCACACAUAAAAUCGGAAAAAAUAUCUCAAAAUCGUUUGCAACACGUUUGCAAUACAUUGCAACACGUAUCUAUCGGCCUUUUCGAAGAAAAAUUAAAUCAAAUAAUGAUAAUGUUAUAAAAUUUAGGAUCGAAAAGAUAACGAAAUUUCAAAAUGUUGAAAAAAUUACCCAUGAUGAGGAGUUUUACAUCAGGUUUAAACGUCAUGAGAAACCAAAUCGAUUGCAUGAAUUAAUCAACAUUCGCAAGAAGCGAGAGGAAAUGGACGACGAUGAAGAUGAAAAAAAGAGCACAAGACCCAGACGAAAAACAUCACGAAGAAGGUCGCGAAUGCCAUCAACUACGCCGCAACCGCCUAACUCUGCCUUGUCUUUUAUCUUCCUGGUGGCUAUCGGCAGUCUCGUCGGCUAUCUCGUUUGGAAGUUUUGCUACAAAAAGAAGAAAAGAGAACCAGCGACUGAAGAACCGAAACAAAAUGAAGAAAUGGAGAAGGACGGAGAGAAGAAGGAUGGAGUGGAUGAAAAAAAAGACAAUGAAGAAGGAGAUGAAACGAAUGAUGAGGAAAAAAAGGAAAAAAUUGAAAGUGCGGAAGAAGAUGGUGAAGGAGAAGCAGAGCAGGAAAAAAAUGAAGAAGAGAAAGGAGAUGAAAAGCAAGCGGCUAAAGUGGCAAGAAAGAAAGCUGGAAAGAAAAAAGGAAGAAGAGGAAGGGAAAAUGAUCACAAAAAAGGAAAAAAAGACAAGGCAGAAAAAAAUAAAGCAAAGGUUGGUAAUGACAAGGCAGAAAAUAGUAAAGCAAAGAUUUUUAUUCUAUUAUUUUACUUAUUGCAUCCGAAAAAUGAUAAAUAUUUUUCUAACAACACCUCCAACGAAACAAAUCAUUUCGUCAAUCAUUUUGAAAUACAUUCUAACAGUAGUUUCGUUAAGGAACAAAUAAAUAAGAGUAACAUUCUUCCAAUCAUUUCCAAUUCAACGAAUGCGACAGAAACCGGGAAGGGGAAGAGAAUGAGAGAUGAAAGAUCGGAUGCUUCACCGCUGAAAACAGCGAGAAAACCCAAUCACAGUCUGCAAAGGCACGUCAGCCGUGUUCGCAGGCAGUAUGAAGACAACGUGGAUUUUCCGUCAAUUUUUUCCCCAAGUUUCAGGAGGAGGUGGACAGGGAGCACGACGCCAGCACCUGGCGGCCAACUUGUCCCUCUGUACAUCUUUUUAGCACUUCUCGCCUUUGGCGCUGUCAUCGCUUGCUUCUGCUGUUGCAGAAAGGGUUCUAAGAAAGAAAAAAGAAAAAAUGACAAAAAGAAAACGGAAACGGAAACUCCUCCAGCAGUUCAACAAGUUGCACCGGAGGAGAAAAAAGUUGCUGAUGGAACCGAACCUCAGACGGUGCCGGAGCUCAGCAACGAAAAACAAAAAAAUGUCAACUUUGAAAAUAAUACUACAAAUACUGAUCCUGAAAAAAAAGAUGAGACUGUGGACAAGACAGCGGAGAAAGUUGAAAAAGCUGAAGAAGAUGAUGGUUUUGAUGAUGAGGAAGAAGAAAAACAGGAUAAAGAAAAAGCUAAACCUGGAGCUAAAAAGAAGAGAAAGAAAAGUUUACCUAAAAAGAAAAACAAAUUGAAAGGCAGAGCCGGUAAAAAAACUACUCGGCCGAAGAGAAAUUUAAAAGCGAGGUUAAGAGCUAGGAGGAAGCCCGCCAAGUAG
This is a messenger RNA of Helobdella robusta, 2064 nucleotides long. RefSeq lists its product as hypothetical. The record is from RefSeq and is a predicted model, not a curated record. The transcript has 2 exons. Bases 1 to 2064 code for a protein of 687 amino acids. NCBI's taxonomy places the organism in Eukaryota, Metazoa, Annelida, Clitellata, Rhynchobdellida, Glossiphoniidae.